Drosophila rhopaloa is the source of this 2587-nucleotide messenger RNA. RefSeq names its product FAS-associated factor 1 (gene casp). Lineage: Eukaryota; Metazoa; Arthropoda; Insecta; Diptera; Drosophilidae. Gene Ontology annotation, cellular component: endoplasmic reticulum; nucleus. Bases 111 to 2204 code for a protein of 697 amino acids. The transcript has 13 exons. Gene Ontology annotation, molecular function: ubiquitin binding. The record is from RefSeq and is a predicted model, not a curated record.
CACUUUUUCUUUGUGUAAUUUUUUUGUACUGGCCUGAAAAGCCAGGCUAUCUUAGAGCCCGAACAGAAAGUGAUUCACUGCAGUUUAUUGGUUGAAUAAAGAGACUCACAAUGUCGGAGAACAAGGAAGACACCCUGGCCAGUUUUCAGAACAUCACGGGCAUCGACGAUGUGGGCGAGGCCUUCUCCCACUUGGAGGCCGCCGACUGGAACCUGAUGGAGGCCCUGAGUCGGGUGAUGCCGCACGAGGAUGCCCCAUUGGCCAGUACCGUCCAGCAGCAGCCAGAGCCGCCGGCCACGCAUCCCGUGGAAAGCACUAACGGCUUCCGACCACCUGGCUACGAGGAGAUGCCCGGAACCUCGAAUGCUGCUGCAGGAUUCUUCCACUCAAUCCACAACCAGAACCAGAACCAGAGCCAGAACUCCCAUCAGCCGCAACUCCAACAAAGAUUUCCCACGUCACAAUUGCUAGCCCAGCUGACGUCCAGCAUCAACCUGGACCCCGCAUCCAGCCAGAACAACAACCAGAACGUGAUCGCCUUCAACAUCCACUUCAACCAGCAGCUCUACCAAAUCCGUUUGCCCUCGGAGGCCACCGUUGAACAACUUAAACGCAAGAUCUUUGAUGAGACCAGUGUACCGGUGUGCCGGCAGGCCAUUCGCGGCUGGCCGCCAUCAAAGGCCAGCGAUGCCCAGCAGCUGGGCACGCGCAUCUGCAACCUGGAUCUCGCCCCGGAGAACGAACUAAUCCUGGUGGACCUCACCGACGACGGUUUCAUGGACACCGAACAGGAUGAAGUGACGCAGCGGGUGGACAAGACAUUCACUAUCGACAUACAGUUCGAGUCGGACAGCCCACUUACACUCAGCCUGUCAGGACGAACAAAAAUGCGCGAGCUGAAGAUGAACGUGUACGACAUCAAGAGUAUACCAGUGCGCCACCAGGAGUGGACCGGCUGGCCCAACGGUUGUGACAAUGAAACCACUUUGGCGCAAUCUGGUAUUGAGUUGUCGCACAGGUUUGCGGUUCGCAGCACAGCGCAUUUGGCUCAGAACAAUACCACUCAGCACAACAACGCUUUCGAGGUGGUGAACGUGGACAGCGAGAGCUCGGCGGAUGAGUUCGAGGAUGCCACGGAUUUCAACAAUGCCGAGUACAUAUUCACAGACUCGCCACCUGCUCAGCCGCUCAACAGACACUUAAUACCAAACAACACCGAUGACGAGACGAGUGGCUCCACGCAGUUUGUAGAGAACUACAAGUCGCGCUAUGGCGAUCCGCACCCGGAGUUUUUCGUGGGCAGCCUGGAAGCCGCCAGGCAGCUGGCCUGCCUUAGACCUGCCAAAGAGCGCAAGCUGCUGGCCAUUUACUUGCAUCACGGCAAGAGCAUUCUCAUCAACGUUUUCUGUGAUCAACUGAUGAAACACGAGAGCAUUAUCCAAACUUUCAAAGAGAAAUUCGUCCUCUAUGGCUGGGAUAUGACCUACGAGAGCAACAAGGACAUGUUUCUCUCGUCGCUGACGGCUUGCAUCAGCAGCAACGCCUCACUGACGGCCAGGAACAUUAAAUUGGACAAGCUGCCAGCCAUCAUGUUGGUGGGAAAGAGUCGCCAGCUGGGCAGCAAUUGCGAGGUUUUAUCUGUGAUUCAUGGAAACAUUGGUCUGGAUGACUUGCUUACGAGGCUCAUUGAAACCUGCGAGAUGUUUGAGGAGCAGCUGCAGGUGGAAAUCCGACAAGAGGACGAGCGGGCAGCUCGAGAUCAAGUAAAGGCAGAGCAGGACAUGGCCUACCAGGAAACCUUGCAGGCCGACAUGGCCAAGGACGCGGCAAAGCGGCAGAAAGAGGCCUCCCAGUUGGCCGAGCGCAAACGCUUGGAGUCUGAGAGAGCCGAGGAAGAUGCUAGACGCGAGUCCAUUAGAUUAGUUGCUCAACAAUCCCUACCUCAGGAGCCGUCCGAGCAGGAUGCGGGUACUUCUAAGAUUCGCGUCCGCAAACCUACCGGCGAUUUUCUGGAGAGGCGCUUCUUCACCAGCAACAACCUGCAGGAUCUGCUCAACUUUGUGACGGCCAAUGGAUUUCUCAUCGAGGAGUAUAAACUAAUCCGCAGCUGGCCCCGUCGCGAUCUCACGGCCAUCGAGAGUAGCCAAACGCUGGAGACGCUCAAGCUGUAUCCGCAGGAAACGGUCAUCCUGGAGGAGCGAUGAUUUCGCUAUGAUUCCGCUCGUUACGUUAAGUCAGUUUCGUUCGAUUGGGUUUAGUUUGUCGCAUUAAUAUUUGAAAAUUGUAGAGCUAUCUAUCAUUUACGUACUUUAAUUUAGCGGAGCAAGGAAAAAGUUUACAAAAGCAUACACACCACAUACAAGCAUACAUAUAUACCUAUAUCUAAAGAUAAUGAUAAUGUCUAGCUGCAGUUAUAAGUACAGGUUUUAUACAACUACAUACUAAACAUAGGAUCCAGGGCAAUCCGAUCGAGCAGCACGCCUCCCAGCACCAGAUUCUACCCGUAAACAUAAAAAUAUGCAUGUAGCGCAGAAGAAGGAAAAGAGCAGAAGGCGGAAAAGAAAAACAAAGAAACAAAAUAACUGCA